UUUAUUGUUCGCUGUGUUAUUUUCAGUGAUGGCGGCGUAGAGUGAAAACUUGUAAAUUCUAUCGUCCUUGUAAACUGGUCGCUGGAUCGCUGAAAACGAAGCAAUUGUCGAAUCAUUUUCUGUUUUUUAUUUGUUUGCCUUUUAUUUGCCUUUUUGUAAGGUGCUUUCAUGGUUUCCUAGCCACCCGUGAAUGCGCCAUUCAUCAGAACGGCAGCGAUUGAGGCGAGGCAUACAAGCAAUAUCGUAUUAACCUGUUGGGAGAUUGAAUAUUCAGGUUAAAUAGAUUUUGCCAACAGAUUCAUUGUAUUGACUGUUGUAAACGCUAAAUCACGCUAUACAUAACCGCGAGCUACUUUGUUGGUUAUGAUUUUUCCAAAGCCGUUCUCUAGAGACGUUCUGCAUACAUCAUAGUCGCUUUCUAUAUGAGUGUAUGGCAAUUGUGCUGUACUGCAUAUUAGGUAGCGCUUCGUUGAUCCUACAAAGUUCCAGUGGAUCAGACACAAAUUCUUUGCGAGCUAAAGUGCAAACAGAAGUGAAAAGAACGAGGCUGACAACAUUCUACCACGGUGUUAAAUGGUAAUGCAUGCCAGAAAACCGCAACGUUUGCUAAGUGAUGGGUAUCACCAGUCUCAUCAGUAUCAGAAUUCUAAAUAUGGUUCCUCUAAGCGGGACUACGAACGUGAGACUACUUCUCGUUCCACAAGCUAUGCACGGGACCGAGACAAUUCGCCUACCGGAGGAUCGUUAAAUGGUAUUGUUCAAUACAUGUUUAUAUUAAGAACAGUUCGGCUUAUCUCUAAACUCAUCUUAUGUUAUCUCCUUUAUUUCGAAGAUUCGCCUAGAGAUCGCGAAAGAGAACGUGAUCGUGACCGUGAAAGAGAGCGAGAACGGGAUCGCGAUCGAUAUCAAUCUUCAGGAUACACAAUGAGUAAGCUACGCGAAAAGGAACGCGAUCGAGAAUACAAAAAAGAUAAAUAUGCAGAUUGUUCCCGAUCACCCAAAAGAGGUCGCAGUGAACGAGAUGUUGAUCAUCGCACGAUACACGAUAGAAGAUUUAAAAUAACGUCUUCGAUUUUGGAUAAACGUGGAACAUCCAGUGAUGACCGUGAACGUGAAAGGGAACGUGAACGAAUUGAAAGAGAUAGAGAACGGGAACGCGAUCGGGAUCGUUUACGUGAUCGUGAACGUGACAGAGGUAGCGGCAAUAUCACUAGCAGCAAUGCUGCUGGCGGUAACAGUAUUGGAGUGCUGGGCAGCAUUUCUGCGACCAUAAUUGCGGGAGCGCUGAACAGUGGAAAUGUUGGUGGCAGCAGUAGCAGCAGCAGUAGCAUGCUCAAUGCUUGUGCAAGUAUUAGUGCAGGAAAUGCAAGCAGCAGCGUAGGCGGCAAUAACAUUUCCGGAAAUAUUGUUAAUCAAAGUAAUGAUCGAGACCGUGUAAGUCGUGUUGGAGAUUGGAGCGAACAUGUAAGCUCGUCUGGCAAGAAGUACUAUUAUAACUGCAAAACAGAAGUGUCACAAUGGGAGAAGCCACGUGAAUGGAUUGAGAAAGAGAGCCGUGUUUUAGGUAAAGAUCAACAGCGGGACUAUCGCGAAAAAGAACGAGAGCGUGAGAAGGAACGGGGAUGCGAACGAGAGCGAGAUGAUCGCUAUUCAUCAACCACUGUUAAUCGUUCAUCCGCUUCAGCAUAUGGAAAGCAUUCCGGUAGCAGUAGUAGCAGUAGUAGUAAAAAUAAUUCUCGAGGACGAUGGCAGCAUCACGAAUCUUCAUUAUCCUCUCAUAGACGUCGAACUUUCGAAGACGAAAAUCAGGACAUGGACAUCAGUCCCGGCGAUUCUACGCCUACGUCCGAAGCAAGCUACUCUCAUUCGAGUACACCGAAUGCUGGUCUUACACAGAUAGGAUCCCAGCAUUCACAGACAAACCAUGGCAUUGGGGGAGGUAAUAACAGCACUCAUACAACAACGAUUGCAGUAUCCAGUAGUGGCACGCCGUUAUCAUCAUCCGUAGUUGCACUGAACAACAAUAUAAGUAACAAUAGCGGCGUCCUGACGGAGGGAGCAAACCACAAUCUGACGGUCCAUUUGCCAAGAAUGCUAACAAACUCUGGAGUAAACCAAAUUGGUUUAUCAAACAACACUCACGCAGCGUUAAAUCAGCAAUCACAGCACAAUUCUACCCCCUCAUCGAAUUCUUCGUCAUCCUCAUCAUCUGGCACCAGUAUAUCGUCCCCAUCUUUGCAUCAUACCGUACACAGUGCCGGCGGUACUGCUGCUUCGGUAUUAGCGUGUGCCCAGGCAAGUCCAGCCGAUGGUGGGAUGUUAAGUUCUAAUGCUCCAGGACCUCCAUCAUCGAUAACGACCUCACAACCACACAACGUUUCUCUUUCGCUGGCGCAGCAGCAGGGUGCUACAAUUGUUCAGCAGCUGUCUCAAGUGCAACAACAACAAUCGAUACAUUCUCAACAGUUAGUUCAAUCCUCUAUCCAGGUGUCGUCUGCUGGCAGUGGGACAUCGAUCAGUGUAACAACGUCGUUAGCAGGGCUGCCUAAAAUACUUUCUCAAAUUACGGGAAACAAAUCUAUUGAACACAACGACCUCAAUCCACAGAAAGCUUUACAAACGAUUAAUAAUGCGUUAAUGAUGCAGUCUCGGCAACAUAAUCACGGCACUUUGCAUGACAUCAGCGGGAACAGCUCAACAUUGAUUAAUAUAAGAGACCACGCAUUACAAUCACCACUCUACAAUGUAUCUAAUUUAUCACACCCGGUCCAUUCGACGUCGCUUUCCGUUGGAACUGGAACAAGUUUGAAUCAUAGUACACACCACAAUCACUCAGCUAAUAGUCAUUGUAGUAGUCAAUCGAAUAUGAUGCACAACAUUGGUUUAGUAGGCUGCAGCAGCGGCGUUAACACAAUUCUUACAGGCGAUGGACCGCCAACACCUACGCAGGAAUUAGAAUUGCCGUUAGUAGAUCAUAGAAAAUUAGACGGAUUGGGCAGUACAGUAGUAACGACUACUACGACGAGUUCCGUAAGCAGUUUGCAAAGUGUCAUGGCGUCGUCUCAAUGUGGUCGAUCCCAGGGCCCUAAUCUAACGCCUAGUCUAGCAAAAUAUUUCCGAGCCGAUCUUAUAUCUCAUGUUACUGGAUGGCCGUCAGAAAUAUUAGAAAAAACGAUUCAAAAACUUUCCGAAGAGGCACAUAUUUUAGGGGAUUUACAGUGCAGCAAAGUAUCCGCAGAAUUGAAAUGUGCCAGAAGUUUAGUUAGGAUAACCGAAAUAACUGCAACACUGCAGGAACAAAAAAUAAUGUAUCUACGCCAGCAAAUCCGUAGACUAGAAGAAUCCAAAUCGGAAAACUCAUUCAUGUCAUCAGAUGAUCUAUAGCAUAGAGGUAAAAGCAUUGAACGUAUGUUCAGCCGGAUAUAGGAGUGCAAAGAGCAUGAGAAGCCGAAUAUGCGGUUAAAAAAUUGUAAUUCAAUUAAGAAAGAUUUUAAUGUAAGAAAUAAUAAGCAGUCAGAAACCAUAACGAUGAAAACAUUCAACUGAUGUGCUUAUAAAUA
Messenger RNA from Anopheles maculipalpis, 3560 nucleotides. It is a transcript of the gene wcy, whose product is annotated as WW domain-containing adapter protein with coiled-coil homolog. Gene Ontology annotation, molecular function: RNA polymerase II complex binding; chromatin binding. NCBI's taxonomy places the organism in Eukaryota, Metazoa, Arthropoda, Insecta, Diptera, Culicidae. Gene Ontology annotation, biological process: regulation of autophagy; positive regulation of TORC1 signaling. The coding region runs from base 574 to 3384 and encodes 936 amino acids. Gene Ontology annotation, cellular component: nucleus. The transcript is spliced from 10 exons. The record is from RefSeq and is a predicted model, not a curated record.